AUGGAUCCGUUGGACUUGAGCGCGUACGACGUUCCGUCUACGCCGGAAAAUGUGCCAGAAAUACCCGUGGAGAACAACGAGCAGAACGAGUUUGAGGCGCUAGGAGUCGACGAUGACAAUUUGGGUGUCGAGGAGUCUGCAACGGCCGGUGCGACGCGCAGGCCCCGGGCUAAAAUGGACAGUGAGCGGAUACUGAGCAAACGAGGGCUGCCGACACUGCAAAAGACCAUGCUCCGUUUCAAGUUCAAAGGUAAAGGUCACGAAAAACGCGACUUAACAAAGCUGCUGGGCACUUACCAGCUCUGGGGGCACAAACUGUAUCCCAAGGCCAACUUCGAGGACUUUCUGAUUCUCUGUAGACGCGGUGGCCGGGAUACUGCAAUCAAAACAUACAGAAAGAAAAUGCUUGACGAAGAAAAGUACGGAUCUCGAAUUCCAGCGCCGGACGCGGAGGAGCUUCCUGCUCAACAGGCAAAACCAGUGCAAGCACACGAGCCCGUGACGACAAUCCCCUCUCCUGAAUACCCCGAUAUGUCUGAGUUCCAAGACGUCGAGCAAGAUGAAGACUCUCUCGCAGCAGCUAUGGAAGCAUACGAAGAGAUGGGAUUCUAA
Molecule: messenger RNA, 612 nt
Organism: Wickerhamiella sorbophila
Lineage: Eukaryota; Fungi; Ascomycota; Dipodascomycetes; Dipodascales; Trichomonascaceae
Product: Swi1-interacting protein swi3
Exons: 1
Coding region: 1-612 (203 amino acids)
Biological process (GO): DNA damage response; DNA replication checkpoint signaling; replication fork processing
Cellular component (GO): nucleus; replication fork protection complex
Molecular function (GO): DNA binding
Source: RefSeq, a predicted model, not a curated record